GAGCCAUACUCUCUGAAAGACUUAACCGUUUGAGAGAAACGAUCAAUGGCUUCUACUCAAAGUUCAUACGCAGGUUUAGGUGAAGGGCAAUCCACCACGAGGCCUCCAUUGUUUGACGGAACAAACUACACCUAUUGGAAGGAACGGAUGAGGAUUUACAUCCAAUCCACCAACUUUCUCCUUUGGAGAAUUAUCAAAAAUGGUGAGAACGUGCCAAUGAAGAAGGUCGAGGAAAUCAAUGUCCCUAAGACCGAGGAUGAAUAUGAUGCGCAAGACAUCAAGAAGGUGGAAAACAAUGCCAAGGCCAUCAACAUCAUCUAUUGUGCCGUUAACCCGGAUGACUACUGGAAGAUUUCUUGUUGCACCACCGCAAAGGAAAUGUGGGACAAACUAGAAAUCACCUACGAAGGUACGGAUCAAGUCCGAGAAGCUAAAAUUGAUUUUCUAACCCAUGAAUAUGAAUUGUUUCGUAUGAAGGAAAACGAGAAAAUCGAUGAGAUGUUUGAACGAUUCUCCAAAAUCAUCAAUGAUCUUCAUGCUCUCAAGAAGACGUACACGGACAAGGAGCUUGUGAGAAAAAUCCUGCGAAGUCUCACACCGGAGUGGCGCUCCAAAGCCGACGCCAUUCAAGAGUCCAUCGGCAUCACCAACGUCACCAUUGACGGACUUAGAGGUAACCUCAAAAACUAUGAGUCCACCAUUCUAUUCCCCUCUUUAGGUGAACAAAAGAAGAAGGGGAUUGCACUCAAGGCUACCUCAAGCCAAGAACCCGCCAUGGAAGAAUCAAGCGAUGAGGACAACGAGUUCGGGCUCGUCAUCAAAAAAUUCCACAAGUUCAUGCGAAAAGAGUAUGAACGAAAGGGCAAAAAUCAUGGAGGACCACCCAAGUGCUAUGGGUGUGGAGAAGUUGGGCACAUCAUGCCAAAAUGCCCAAACGCCAAAAACGAGGAGAAGAAACCGUUCAAGAAGCACCAAGCUUACAUUUUAUGGGGAGGUGAUUCCGACGAUGAGUCAUCGGAAGGCGAAGAAAAUGAAAGCGCCAACCUCUGCCUCAUGGCACACGAAGAACCACCGGAAGAGACUUAUAGAGUCUUCAACAAACGCACCUUAACCGUUGAGGAAUCUCCUCAUGUUGUCUUCGCCGAAAAUGAUGCUCGCUUGGCGAGAAAGGUUUCUUGUGAUGAUCUUAUAGAUUCGUUGGAAAACAUCUACGACGAUGACAAAGUAGACAACUCAAAGGAAAGCCAAGAUGAAGAAGUAGAGACACCCGUAAACGAGGAACAACCACAAGAGGAGGAAACGCCAAUGCCAAGGGCAUGGAGGACUUCAAAGAACCAUCCUCUUGAUAAGGUGAUCGGUGACAUCAACCGAAAG
Molecule: messenger RNA, 1374 nt
Organism: Cuscuta campestris
Lineage: Eukaryota; Viridiplantae; Streptophyta; Magnoliopsida; Solanales; Convolvulaceae
Source: the annotation of a GenBank genome assembly